Acytostelium subglobosum LB1 is the source of this 3318-nucleotide messenger RNA. RefSeq lists its product as hypothetical. The coding region runs from base 1 to 3318 and encodes 1105 amino acids. NCBI's taxonomy places the organism in Eukaryota, Evosea, Eumycetozoa, Acytosteliales, Acytosteliaceae. The record is from RefSeq and is a predicted model, not a curated record. The transcript is spliced from 5 exons.
AUGAAGGUGAUCAACUGGAAUGAUGAUGAUGAGGUCAAUGAUGUUGAUCAUGUAGCACUUGGAUACCCUCGACAUGGCAUCAAGUCAACGAUCAAAGGUGCCACAUUGAUCAACAUGCGAUUAGACAAGAUGUUGGGAUACAACGCAACUCACAUGUUCAUCGAGACAUUGAACAACAUCAUCAAUGACAAAGAAUACCCGAUAAACAGUGAUCUAAUAUGGAUGGCAAUCGAAUACAAUAACAUAACAGUGUUCAUGUACUUGUUGAACAAUACCAGCAUGUUAUUGGAUGAAACCGAGAUGCCCUUAGACAUGUGCAAGCAUGGGAACAUCGACAUUCUUGAGUUCUACCUGGCUGCGACCGACUACCAUCCACUCCCAACCCAAACCAUCACGCGACUUCCCAAGGCAAUCGACACAGGCAACAUUCAAUUCGUUCGACUGUUGCUCAAACAUACACCAUUCCGACGUGAUGAGCGUGAUCUAAUCAAUGAUAAAGAUGAGAAGCCAGCCAAGAUCAAGUUCAAGAAAGGGCGAGGCAUCACACUUGACAUGCUCAGAAUGUUGCACGAGGAGUUCCAAUGUCUGUUCAUGUUCACAAACGUCUGGUCCGCGAUACUAUUGCACUCGAUCAAGCACAACAUGACCAAGAGUGCUAAUUACAUCCUUGACAACAUGUCCCAAGUCCAUAGCAAAUUGCUGAUAGGGAAGUGCGCAAAUCGAUGCGCCAAAGCAGGCAACAUCACAAUCUUCCAAACACUCAUCAAGACAGACAUGGGCGCCAAGUAUCUCGAGAAGAUCAAUUUAUACCAGGUCAUCGACUUGGCGUUGGAUCAUGGUCGCGAGAACUUCCUCAAUUAUCUGGCCCAACAACACGUUGGCAAAGGCACAUUCAAUCAUGAUACCGAGGAUAGGUUACUCACGUGUUUUGUGUCCAAUGGCAAAGGUAGACUCCGCGUCACUCCACGAGCAGCCAUUCUCCACAAUGACUUUUUCAGCAUGGAUUCAUUCGCCCAGAAACGAGAGGAGAUAAACUUGGAUAUCAAGCAGUGUCAACGAAUGUCCUUGUCAAUGGUGCACUACAUUGCCAAUAUGCACUCACCACCUCUGAUUGCAGCUGGUCGCACAACGGAUAUCAUGGAUAUUCUUCACACUCGCUUCGGAUUGAAGUAUACAGUUGAGUCUGUGGUGGAGGCACUUGUCAAGCGACGAGCCCUGAAGACAUUAGAAUCAAUCUUUCAACAUUUGGACAAGCCAUUCCUUAACCACUAUCUGCUCAAGAGUGCAACAGACACAUAUAUCAAACGACAAUCAUUGAGUGCGGUGGUCUUUGUCAUUGAUAAACUGGACGCGUCAUUGAGGAAUGACCCACUCAUAUGCAUGCAUGCCACACACAAUCCAAACAUCGAUGUCUUUGAACAUGUGUUCAAUCUAUUCACUUUGGAUCAGUUGGAUCAUCGUCUUAUCGAUGAAAUAAUUGAUGAUUACGAGGUUGUCAAUAUUGAUAAAGGUCGAUUUAUCAAUAUAAUAAUCAAUGAAGCAAUGGAUAGUGACAGGAUGGAUAUCGUCAACAUGAUCCAACAAAGAUAUAUUAUGGAGAGAUGUAUUGGCGUCGAGUUGGAUGCAUCGCCAAUUAAGCUCAAUGAAUUGGCCAAGAACGGAUCAUACAAGUCAUUGACCUACUUGUUCAACAUGCCACCAUUCACCGACUUGCCAAGGAUGGACCAGUUGCGCAUGAUUCACAACAUCAAGAACCUUGGAUAUCGACAUCUAAUGCCUCGAAUGGUCACCAUUUGUAAUGAUCAGAUCAAGGUCAUCACGUUCAAUGAUCACCAUCAUGAUGUCCAAAUGACACAACAUCAAGAUGAAGACACAAGAAUGCCAAAUGUUGACUCCAAUUCAGAGUUGGAUCAUGUGAUUCAUUCAGUGUUCAAUGAUGUGAAGCUUGGCAAAUUGAUCAUGGAACACAUUGGACAAAUUCACAGAUCAUCACUUGGAAUGAAGGAGAACAAACUGAUCAAAGGUGUCAAACUUCUUGAGAAUCAUAGUCUGGAGGAUUACAUCAAGUUUGGUGCAACUGAAUGGUUCCUCAAAAGUUACAACGAUACAUUCACACCAAACGUUGCCAAUACCAAUCAACACCAUCACAACAAUCACCUACUCGAGAUUGCAUUGACCACUUGCAACAAACGAGUUGCUGAGGUACUUUUGGCCAAUCCAAUGAUGUCGAUCGAAGUUUGUGAGAGUCAUCCCAUCAGCUUGUCAAUGGUCUCAAGGAUAUCAUCAUGCACACAUCCCGAUUGGGAGUGGGCAUUCGAUCAGUACAUCAAGCUCACAGGUCUGCAAGCCAAUCUCGAAAUUGAGAAAGAGGUAAUGGAGAGAAUCCGCCAUCCAUCAUUCAUUCGCAAACUCAUUCAACUUGGUGUUCGCCUCACGCCCCUCUAUCGAGAAAAUUCAUUUAACAGUGCUGUUGAGCAUGGACACCUGGCCAUUGCAAAGAAGAUGCACACUUGUAUCCUUGACUCCUGUAAUGGUCAUCACAGCUUUUUGGCCAAGUUAGCUCAUGUUUUGGUAGUUGGCAACUUGGAGAUGGUCAACUUCCUGCUCGACAUCAGUGCCGACAUGUCAUUGGACAAGGACGAGGACUCAAAACCAACUGUUGUCAACAGGAUCCAUCACGAGAUAUUGACGAUUGAUUUGUUGGAGCGAUUGAUGGCCACUCCCAACAUCAAAUGCCACUUUGCCAUGAUUAUGGGACAGGCGAUCAGAUGUGAGUCUGGCACCAAACAUGCACUGAUGGACUGGUUAGAGCAACAUCAGAUCAAUGGAAACAUUCAAACAAACUUUAAGUUUGCAUUGAGUGUUGCAUCGAAUCUUGGUGACCUGGAUUCCAUCCGUCGGAUAAUGUCAUUCGCUGCGCGUGAUGGAAAUGAUCAAGUCAAUCUCUCAUUUAUCAACAUUAUAGGAUUGAUGAGACAUGUUGGCAAGCCCAACAGCAAUGUGACCGAGCAGACAAUCAUUGAAUAUGUCACUGAUGAUAUCAAGAAGGACUCAUUAUCAAAAUUCUCCAAGAUGAUUAAUGAAUCAAGUAAUUCAUUUCCACUUGCACUCAUCAAGUUGUUCUUCACUCAUCUUACCGAUAUGGUCGACAUCGACAUUGACCAACCAUCGUCAUCAUCAUCAUGGGACUCUGAACAAUUUAACUCAAUCAUUUUCUUCUUUAUUAUGGUUCGAGACUUUGAAUCAAUCGACUACCUCUUUCAACUUGGAUUGAAGUUCAACAAACAGAUUUAUCAGUUUGGACCAUUACACUAUUAA